Coregonus sp. 'balchen' is the source of this 2760-nucleotide messenger RNA. NCBI's taxonomy places the organism in Eukaryota, Metazoa, Chordata, Actinopteri, Salmoniformes, Salmonidae. The record is from the annotation of a GenBank genome assembly.
CAGACGUCCUUUCGUCACUUGACGUGUUGCGUAAGCAGUCAGCGCUUGCGCCCGUUGCACAAUCCAGGCAAGGUCGUAGCUAGCUAGCAUUGCAAGGAGCCUCUCUCGCUAAAAAGAUGAUGUCCCUUGCCGCUCGUUCGGGGGCAUUUUCCCCAUACUUGCAGGCUACGAACUAUGCAGUUGCUGGACCCCUCAAAGCCCUUAUUCCAGGGGUGGUUGUAAAAGGAGAAAAAGUGUUGGUAGACACGAAGAAACCUUUCCUGACCCGCGAGUCCCUGAACGGUCAGAGUCCCAAGACUGGGCCUGCAGUAUCAGUUAGCAUAAAUGGUAAGUAGCUAAGCAAGCUAGCUAGCUAACAGUAUCUAAUGGCUAACGUUAGUAAUCGUGUUAUUUGUUUUACUUGUGGAAAAGUCAUUGACAUAAGAUGUUAGGACGUGCAGUUGUAUUUUACCAAAGUCCAGUUGAUAUGCUGUAUAAUCUGAGGAUUGUUUAAUAAAUUAGCCUAGCGUUCAUUAGCUCGCUAAUGUUAGCUGUGUAGCAUUGGCUAGACGCGGUCGAGUAGCCAGCCAGCUAGUUAACUAGCUAACUGGUAGCUGACUGCGAGGUCAGGACCAAACGGGUGUCCAUGAUGAACGAGGCUAGGAUGUAACUAGCAGGAGCAGCACCGCAGUAUGGGGGCACAACGUUUGCACUGCAGCGAAGACAGUACAGUAUGAAGAUGGGCAUAAACUGCUUCUCCAAUAGAAAUCCCAGAUCAUGCUUGUAAGUGACGCCAUGUUGACGUGUACUAGUCAAGCAUGCACAGAAAACGUCAUUGCGUAUAACACUUCUCUCAUUGACUUCGCAAACCCUGGCUUGGUCUGUUUUGCAAGCGUUCCCGGAAGUCUCGUGAUGUUGCGUCUCUGGGUUUAGAAACUCUGUUACUGCAGUCUGGGGUCACAACCUGGAUAACUAACUAAAUAGCUAGCUAGCUGCUACCUUUACUGAUGUGUAGUAAUGUCGUAUUUUUAUCAUUCAAGUUAAGAUAACAUUACGUAACCCAUACAGGUGGGUCUUAGUGAUGAUAGCCAGUAGAUUCCGACCCUACCAUUACUCUUGUUUACACUGAGCUGCACUGGGGGUUCGGAAGCAAUCAUGGAUAUAUUAAGGCACCAUGGAGCCGGCUUGAGAUAUGGGUCGGAAAGCUUACCUCUAUGCAGGGAUGGGAAAUGCAACUGCACUCCAAAUGUUACCUUAAUCCACACUGAUAGAUCAAGAAGAUUGAAAUACUGCUUGUUUUCCCAGAAAACUGCCCUUUUCGUCCUCAUGAAGAUUGGAAUGGCAGUGUCAACCAAUCAGCAUCUUUUGUUGUUCAAAGCGAUGCGCCAUUCCAUAAUGGCUACUGCUAGCUAGCAUGAGGACGAAACUGUAGUUUUCCGGGAAAACUAACAGUAUUUCAAUCUUCUCGAUGUAUCAGUGUGGAUAAAGGUAAAAUUGAGGACCGUGGCAUAUUCCAUCCAUGCAUUGAGGUGCGUUUUCUGACCCAUAUCUUGCACCGUCUCCAGUGUCUUAAUGUAACCAUGAUUGCAUUCUGACCCCAAUGCAGCUCAGUGUAAACAAGUGUAAUGAUAGGGUCGGAAUCUGCUGGCUAGAGUGAAGAGUGUUUUGUUGGUCACUAGUUUAACCUGACAUUUUAGCUAGGGAGUUGGUAGCUAACUACAUGUAGGUCAAGGGUGUAUUCAUUACGCAGAUUUUGUUGUAAAAUGUUUAGUCUGUUGCAAAACGUUUUGCAACAUAACAAGAGUUUCUAUUGGAAAAAUUCAGGAAGGUUUCGUUACGUUUGCUCUGUUUGGUUCUUAAACGUUUUCGGUUGCAAGACGUAAUGAAUAUGCCCCAGCUAAUGGGCUAGCUAACUUAGAAAGCUUGCUAGCUAGCUACUUUGUUGAAUAUUUAAACUUGACUCAAACAAUCUGUUCAUACAUUUUCUAUCUAACUAGCUAUUGACUUGAAUGCAUCUGCUGCUAUAAUGUGCCCUCUGGUACUUUCCUAUCACAUGCCAUUGUCUAUCUCUUAAUACUGUUUUGAUUGUUUAUCUAAUGGACAACUUGUUUUAUUUUUCAGCAAAAGCUGCAGUCCGCUUCGCUCACACUGACAUCAAGGUGCCAGAUUUCUCUGAUUACCGUCGGCCUGAGUUGCUUGACCCCAAGAAAUCUUCUCAGGAGAGCAGCGAGUCCAGAAAAACCUUCUCCUACCUUGUCACCGGGGCCACAGCCGUGUUGGGUGUCUAUACAGCCAAGACCGUGGCCACACAGUUUAUCUCUUCCAUGAGUGCCUCAGCUGAUGUCCUGGCUAUGUCCAAGAUCGAGGUCAAGCUGGGAGAGAUCCCAGAGGGCAAGAAUAUGACCUUCAAGUGGAGGGGCAAGCCUCUGUUCAUCCGCCACCGGUCUGAGAAAGAGAUUGCCGCAGAGGAAGCUGUGGAUAUGGCUGAGCUUCGUGACCCCCAGCACGACAAGGACCGCGUCGCCAACCCAAAAUGGAUCAUAGUCAUCGGCGUGUGCACCCACCUGGGCUGUGUACCCAUCGCCAAUGCUGGUGACUAUGGUGGAUACUACUGCCCUUGCCAUGGCUCUCACUAUGAUGCCUCUGGCCGCAUCAGGAAAGGCCCAGCCCCACUCAACCUGGAGGUGCCCUACUAUGAGUUCCCAGAUGAGGACACAGUAAUUGUAGGCUAAAUUGUUGGACUGAGAUCACAGAUCAGUAUGUUCAGUAUGUUUCUGUCUG